CAUUCUAGAGAUUUGUUUACAAGCCAGUUUUUGGAAACAAAAUUUAUUCUUGGUCAUAUAGACAGUUAUAUAGUGAUUUCUCUGAAAUUUUCAAUACGUUCGGUAUAAUGAAUAUUAAAAACUAAAGUUUGAAUUGAGAUAGAUACUAUCGCUAAACUACUAAUCCGCAAAAUGACUGAUGAGGAAAGUAAUGAAGCUCCGUAUGUUGUGGAGAAAGUUUUAGAUCGACGAAUAACAGCCGCAGGAAAGAUCGAGUAUUAUCUCAAGUGGAAGGGUUACACAGACGCGGACAACACCUGGGAACCAGAGGAAAAUCUUGACUGCCCAGAGCUGAUUGCAAAAUACGAAGAAAUACGCAGACAGAAAGAGUUCAAGGAAGCUAAGAAGAAAUCUGCCAAAAAGAAACUGGAAGAAAUCAAUAAACCAAGAGGCUACGACCGUGGUCUCUUGCUUUAUCGGAUUGUGGGAGCUACUGAUUGUGGUGGUGAACUCAUGUUUCUGGUUCAAUGGCAUGGAACAGACGAGAUGGACAUACUGCCGGCUACCGUUGUCAACGAAAAGGACGCACAAAUUGUAAUUGAAUAUUACGAAGCAAAAAGCAAGGUUGUAGAAAAGGCUAAGGAACGAGCUAAAUUUGCUGCAUACGAAGAGGAACGUACCGAGACUAUGGAAGAAUGUCAAGACGCCAUACCCGGAACAGAAAUUCCAACCGCUGAGUUGGAACAGAUGAUAGACGUUUAGAUAAGGAAAUAUAUACUACAUAAAAUAAAUGUAUCUGUAAAAUUAA
This is a messenger RNA of Malaya genurostris, 787 nucleotides long. Its product is annotated as chromobox protein homolog 3-like. NCBI's taxonomy places the organism in Eukaryota, Metazoa, Arthropoda, Insecta, Diptera, Culicidae. Gene Ontology annotation, cellular component: pericentric heterochromatin; nucleus. The transcript is spliced from 2 exons. The coding region runs from base 172 to 741 and encodes 189 amino acids. The record is from RefSeq and is a predicted model, not a curated record. Gene Ontology annotation, biological process: negative regulation of transcription by RNA polymerase II; chromatin organization. Gene Ontology annotation, molecular function: chromatin binding.